AUGGGGAGGUUCCCUAUGGGGGGGUCCCUACCCUAUAGAUCACUGGGGGGGGGUUAUGGUGCUGUGGUCCCCUGUAUCUGGGGGGGGAGGGGCACUGGGGGGGCGCUGACCUGUAUCUGGGGUCAGUGCUGGGGGGGGCCGCAGCACCCAGACACCUGGGUCCCCGGCCCCCCUCCGCCCUUACCCGCGGUCCCCCCCCUCCAGGACCCCCCCCUCCCCUCAUGGCCCCCCCUCCCCUGCACCUCCUCCUCCUCCUCCUCCUCCCCCUUCCUCCCCCCACCCUGGCUGCCCCGCGGGGGGGGGGGGGGGGCUCCUUUCCCCUCUCCCCUCCUGUGCAUUGUCACCGCCGUCGCUGCGCUCGCCAUCACCGCUGCCGCCUGUCCCACCGUGUGCCGCUGUGCUGGCGGCCGCGUCUACUGCAACGACCGCGGCCUGACAGCCGUGCCCGAGGGUCUCCCUGCUGGAGCCACCACCCUCUUCCUCCAAAACAACCGGAUCGGUGACGCUGGCAUCCCGGCUCGCCUGGGGCGCCUGCCGGCGCUGAAGGUACUAUACCUGUAUGCCAACGCGCUGGAGCAGCUGCCGGCACACCUGCCACCGGCGCUGCGUGAGCUGCACCUGCAGGAAAACAACGUGCGCGGGCUGUGCCGGCGGGCGCUGGCGCGGGCACCGCUGCUGGAGCGCCUGCACCUGGAUGACAACUCGGUGUCGGCCGCUGGCAUCGAGGAGGACGCCUUUGCCGAGAACCGCCGCCUGCGCCUGCUGUUCCUGUCGCGCAACCACCUCAGCAGCGUGCCGCCGGGGCUGCCACCGGCGCUGGAGGAGCUGCGGCUGGACGACAACCGCAUCCACACCAUCCCGCUGCGCGCCUUUGAGGGGCUGCCAGCGCUGCGGCGCCUGGUGCUGGACGGGAACCUGCUGGCCAACCAGCGCAUGGCGGACGACACCUUCAGCCGCCUGGGCAACCUGAGUGAGCUGUCGCUGGGCCGCAACGCGCUGGCGGCACCGCCGGCCAACCUGCCCCGCGCCCGCCUGCGCCGCCUCUCGCUGGCCGCCAAUGCCAUCAGCCACGUGCCCGCCGGUGCGCUGGCGCGGAUGCGCUCGCUGGAGCGCCUGGACCUCUCGGACAACAACCUGACCACACUGCCGCGGGGGCUCUUCGACGACCUGGGCAGCCUGAGCCACCUGGGGCUGCGCAACAACCCCUGGUUCUGCGGCUGCAACCUGGCCUGGCUGCGGGACUGGCUGCGACGGCGCGCGCCGCGGGGGCUGGAGGUCAAGGGGCUGCUGUGCCAGGCGCCGGCGCGGCUGCGGGGGCUGCCGGUGGGGGAGCUGGGGGGGGAGAUGGACGCCUGUGAGCCCCCUGCCGCUGCUGCCGCGGCAGGCACGGGGGCAGCCUCACCGGGUGCUGCGGCAGCGGCGUCGCCCGGUGUCAUGGCAGCGUCACCGAGCACAGCGGCAUCGCCGGGGGUCCCAGCGUCGACGGGUGGGCUGUGGGUGCAGGCGGCGCCUGGGGGGUCUCUGAGGGUGCGGUGGCCCCCGGCCCCCCCCGGCAUGUCACUGCGGUUGAGCUGGCUGCGCCCGGGGGCAGGGGCGGUGACGGAAACCCUGGUGCGGGGGGAGCGGGGGGAGUACGUGGUGACGGCGCUGCAGCCACGGGCAACCUACCGCGUGUGCUUGUCUGCACUCGACGCCCCCAGCGCCGCCAGCCCCCCACUCUGCACCCAGGCUCGUGCCGGUGGUGAGGCCCCCCCCGUAUCACCAGGCCCCCCCCCCCCAAGGGACGCCCCCCUAGCGCUGCCCCCCGGCCGCAGCGGUGGGGGGGGCGGCGGCAGCAGCAGCCGGGGUGGUCCUGGGGGUCCUGGCGGGGUGGUGGAGGCGGCGGAGGAGGGGCGGGGAAGGGGGGGUUCCCCCCCCCCCCAAGAUCGGGGGGGGGCGGCUGGCCCUGAGACCCCUGCGACCCCCCGAGGAGGGGGGCAUCCGCACCAUCUUCCCCCCACCUCCCCCCCCCCCACCCCCUCCCCCCCCGCUGCCCCCCCCUGGCGUUCGGGGGUACCGGGGGGGGCGGGUGCCCCACGGCGGUGUCAGCGAGGGGCUGGGGUCCUGAUGAGGGUAAGAGUCCCCUCUUUCUGGGACACCCCCCCAUGCUGGGGGGACACCCUCUGGGGAUACGGUGGGGGAGGCGCCCCCCUGCUCCAAGGACAUUUGGGGGGGAUCCCCCCGGGGGUUUUGGGGGGAAGGGGUCCCCCUGCCCCUCCCCCACCUCCCUUUAAGGGGCAUUUUGACUUUUCAGCCAUCGCCCUGGACAGCCGCAACCAUGUCCUCUUCAGCAACCGCUCAGCUGCCUACGCCCGUCAGGGCGACUACGCCCGAGCCCUGGCUGACGCCUGCCGCACCCUUGAGCUGCGCCCUGACUGGGCCAAGCGGAAGCUGCUGAACCCCUUCAGUGUGCCAGACCUUUAUGGGCGGCUGGAGGGGGACCCCCGAACCCGGGCGCUGCUGGGGGACCCCGAGUACCGGCGGCUGCUGGAGCAGCUGCGCAGCCACCCAGCCCAGCUGGGCACAAAGCUGCAAGACCCCCGGGUGAUGACGACUCUGAGUGUGCUGCUGGGGGUGGACCUGAGUGGGGCUGAGGAAGAAGAGGAAGCCCUCCCACCACCGCCCCCCCCUCCCCAGCCCCCCACCCAGCCCCCCCCACCCCAGGAGCUCCCUGAAAACAAGAAGGAGGCACAGCAGGAAAAGGAGCUGGGCAAUGCUGCCUACAAGCGGAAGGAAUUCCCCACUGCCUUGGCCCACUACACCCGCGCCGAGGAGCUGGACCCCACCAACAUGACCUACGUCACCAACCAAGCAGCCGUCUACUUUGAGACAGGCGACUAUAACCGCUGCCGAGAACUGUGCGAAAAAGCCAUUGAGGUGGGACGGGAGAACCGGGAGGACUACAGGCAGAUCGCAAAGGCGUAUGCUCGCAUCGGGAACUCGUAUCUGCGGGAGGAGCGGUACAAAGAGGCUGUAAACUUCUACAAUAAGUCGUUAGCCGAGCAUCGUACACCUGACGUGCUCAAGAAGUGUCAGCAGGCAGAGAAAAUCUUAAAGGAGCAGGAGCGGUUGGCGUACAUUGACCCUGACCUGGCACUGGAGGAGAAGAAUAAAGGCAACGAGUGUUUUCAGAGAGGGGAUUACCCCCAGGCCAUGAAGCACUACAGCGAAGCCAUUCGGCGCAACCCCCACGAGGCUCGGCUCUACAGCAACCGCGCCGCCUGCUACACCAAACUGCUCGAGUUCCCUCUGGCCCUCAAGGACUGUGAGGAGUGCAUCCGCCUGGAGCCCUCCUUCAUCAAGGGCUACACGCGCAAGGCGGCGGCGCUGGAGGCCAUGAAGGAUUACAGCAAAGCCAUGGAUGUCUACCAGCGCGCCCUUGACCUCGACCCCAGCUGUAAGGUG
Molecule: messenger RNA, 3444 nt
Organism: Falco peregrinus (peregrine falcon)
Lineage: Eukaryota; Metazoa; Chordata; Aves; Falconiformes; Falconidae
Gene: STIP1
Product: stress induced phosphoprotein 1
Molecular function (GO): Hsp90 protein binding
Source: RefSeq, a predicted model, not a curated record